AGGCCUUCCGCUUCCACUUCCACCGCCUCUUCUCAAUCUCACGACCACUUCUCUCUCUUCCGGUUAUCAUAGUUCGGGCGGCGACGAUGGCGGCCAACUAGGUUACAAGUGGCGCAUGGUCAUAGCAUAUGACGGCACUCGAUUUUCAGAUCUUCGCCGGAUUAGUUAGGACCAAAGGGUAUUCCAUGUCUAUGGUUUCUAGUGGAACCGAUUCACAUGGGUAUUAUCAUAUGGCUUUGCUCCCCACCUCUAAGUUUGUUAUUCGAAGAAAUAGAGCUAACAAGAAAGCCUUUAGAUUGUCAGCCAUCAAGAUCCCCUUAAUUUCUCCCUUCAGGCAUCGAGCCUCCCUGUGAAUCUUCAUCAAUUCCUCACUUAAUGGAUUGAGCCCUCUAUAAUGCGUCUCCAAGUAUCAGCCUUUUGAGAUGACAUGAAUCUGAGUAACCUAUCCCUCUGAUGAUGGUGUUCUCCACACUGUAGCUUCGAGUGCUAGUCUUGUGAGGUGGCACAUUGUGUUGCCACCACCUCUUCUUCCUGGAAUCAAUACUUAGUUGACACUUGUGUUACGACCAAGGCUUAACCGAUGGAACACUUCCCAAUUAUAGUCAUGUACUGCUUUCACCAUGUGGAGGUCAGGUCUUUAAUUAUGUUGCCUCCGGAAUGUUGAGUUCUCACGGAUCUUCAACUUACAGCUUAGGCUAAGGCAUAAUCUAGGUCUCUAGCUGCACCAGACUUCCAGGGACUUGUGCAUUUGAGGCAAUGGAUUUUGUCAAGGCUUUGGUUCUUCUCGAAGGAGCUUGGGUUCGAUGAGCCACAAAAAAGAGAGUCCAAUCGGAACAUGGGUCUUCUCAUUACUCACACUGAGUACCAACAUUGUUGCUCUAUCUGGUUGGCAGUAUCAACAGUUUACACCAACUGUACAAUGCAUUGUGGAGAAAGCUUUAAGUAAAAUAACAAAAUUAGAACGAAAAGAUCUCUGUUUAGUUGGAGCAAGUAGAACAGAUACUGGAGUUCAUGCUUGGGGCCAGGUGGCACACUUCGUUACGCCUUUUAACUACGACAGCUUGGAAAGCAUUCAUGCAGCACUAAAUGGUCUUCUUCCUUCAGAUAUACGAGUUAGAGAAAUUAGCCCUGCAGUGCCUGAAUUUCAUGCUCGCUUUUCUGCAAAAAGCAAGCUUUAUCACUACAAAAUCUAUAAUGAUACCUUCAUGGACCCAUUCCAGCGUCAUUAUGCUUACCAUAGUUUUUAUAAACUCAACUGCGAUGCCAUGAAGGAAGCAGCAAAGCAUUUCGUCGGCAAACACGACUUCUCCGCUUUUGUCAAUGCAUCACGCAAUGACCGAUCACCGAAUCCAGUGAAGAAUGUUUUCCGCGUUGACGUAACUGAAAUGGGGGCUCUUUUACAGGUUGAAGUUGAAGGCUCUGGAUUCUUAUACAGACAAGUGAGAAAUAUGGUUGCAUUAUUGCUGCAAAUUGGGAGGGAGGCAGUUCCUCCCUACGUUGUACCCAUGAUAUUGGCAAGUCGAGAUCGCAGGGAGCUGGCUAAGUUUGCAUUAUCAGCUCCACCUCAUGGUCUGUGUCUUGUAGGUGUCAAGUAUAAUGAAGAACACUUGCGGCUUCCGAACGGAUGCCCUGUGACUAGUUUUGGUAGGCAUCAUACUAUACGCAAAUGCAAGCUUCCAAAUUUGUAACGAAUUCAUUCGGGAAUUUAAAAAAAAAAAAUGGAAGUUUUGAAGUC
Messenger RNA from Diospyros lotus (date-plum), 1735 nucleotides. RefSeq lists its product as uncharacterized. Gene Ontology annotation, molecular function: pseudouridine synthase activity; RNA binding. The coding region runs from base 804 to 1688 and encodes 294 amino acids. The transcript is spliced from 7 exons. Gene Ontology annotation, biological process: tRNA pseudouridine synthesis. NCBI's taxonomy places the organism in Eukaryota, Viridiplantae, Streptophyta, Magnoliopsida, Ericales, Ebenaceae. The record is from RefSeq and is a predicted model, not a curated record.